CUAAGAAUGGUCCAAACUAAAAAAAUCACACAUGAAAGGAAGUCAUGACUUCUGUUUUAAUAUAUUAGAUGUCAAUCAAGCAAUUAGAUCAUGAUAAUCAAACUAAUAGAGAAAAUCCGCCCUGCCUAACAUGCACCCGACCCGAAUCUUUUGUAUCACUUUGAGAGUCCUCUUUAGACAAAAUUACAGAAUAUUUUCAAUUUAGCUAUCAAACUUAUAUAAAUUAAUCCUUACAGUUGUAUUAUCCAGAACAUUUCAUUUUCCAUCUUCAAUAUUUUGUUCUUUGAAUAUUAGGAUGUUCGGGGCCAAAGUUCGUAAUCUCCUUGGUCCAAAACCACAACAUGUAAUAUUAGUGUAACAUCCCGAUUCCUGGUAUAUGUGAAAAUGGUUAAGAGAAUUAAUUUAGUUAUCUAUGUCAUCAAAAGUGCACUUACCUUUUCGGGCACAUAUCCGUUUAGAACUUUAAAGUUAAGCGUACUUGAAAUGAAAUUGUGAAAGGAUGGACGGCCUAUCAGAAAGUAAUUCGUGAUAUCGUGCGAGUAGUAAGGCCAAAGCACGGAGAAAAGUCAUGUGGUAAUUGCAGGAUCAGUAAACAGGACUUUAGUGUCUCAUGAAAGUUAACGUACGACUCAUCGCACGGGAUAGAGCCAACAAGCCGAGUGAACGGGCGUGGAAGAUCUAUUAGUUUCGUUACAGUUAGUUUCGUUACAACGGUCACUCAAACUGAGGACCUCUGACAUAAUGGUUAGAGUUCUUUUCAAUUAAGCUAAUGACCUCUUUGCCAUCUUCAGUAUUGAUAUAUGCAUUUAAUCCAUCCACUAGUUCCCACAUGGCUUCCAAAAUCGAAUUCUUUGUCGCUCAGUUCCUCAAAAUACCCAUGUCCAGUAAUUACAAUGAACUAUUGUGAUUUUUUUUUCAAGCUUAUAUCCAACUUUAUCCAUUAGUAUGAUAUUACAAUGAACAAAUGCAUGAUCCACAUAAAUUUGUUUUUGCUUUUUUCCCCAAAAUGUCUUAUAUUAAUUAGAUUUAGAUUUUUUUUUAUUCUAUAUAUUAUUUGUCUAAAAUUUGUGUGUGAGACUUGGAUUAUUUCAAGAAUCCUAAAACUCAAACAACUGAUGAAUAUUACUACAAACUUUUUAUAACCACUGAAUCACUAAAAAUAGAAUAAAAUCUAACUUUGGUACUAUUAUAUUGGUUAUUUUUAUAAAAUUAAUCUAAAUUUUUAGUAAAUGUAUUAAGAUAUUUAAAAUUAUAUGAUAAUUAGAUUUAGUGGCAACUAUAUAGAUAAGAAGGUUCCAAAUAAAAACCGACACAAAGCACUUAAAAACCCUAGAAACCUUCACAACUUCUGAAAGCCGCCGUUAGUUGAGAUGACAACAAAACUACCUUUCCGCAACCUUUAAGAGUCGCCGACAGUUGACAUAUCAUAUUUUUUCUUCUGACAACAGAUCUUUCGACAACAGAUCUUCCGACAGCAGAUCUUCCAACGCUCAAUUCUCUAGAAUUUUAAAGUGAACAAAGUUGUGAAAUGGGAGGCCGAAAGAAGAUGUGGACACCGAAAGAAGUAACAGCUCUUAGAGAUGGAGUACGUAAAUACGGAAGUGGAAAGUGGAGUGGCAUACUCUCAGACAGUAAGUAUGGCCGAGCUUUGAAGGCUCGCUCAAACGUGGACCUCAAGGACAAAUGGAGAAACCUAGGUGCAGGCACAUUUGGAUCUAGGAAGAAGAAAGUUCUUGCCAUUGUGGCUGUGGCUAACGAUAAUGAUGGAGAGCAAGAGAUUGUUCCAGCAUCUCCUGUUAAUGAUGAUGAUGAAGGACUCUUUGCAAGUGUGGAUACAUUUAUAUUGGAGGCUAUUACCAGCUGGAAGAAACUUCUGCGUCCUAACAAGAAGUGGAUCUUGCAUCAUGUUGAGGAGAAAAACAGUAUGCAACCGGGUAAGAAAUGGCUUGUGGCUUCAAGACUUGAGCAUUUGGUAAAUGUUGGAACAAUAAUUAAGAAAAAUAACAGAUACACGAUAUCUCCAACCUAUGCGGCUGCAGAAGCAGAACAAAGCUCUCCUCAACUCUUAUUGGAAGGUGUCGUGAAUCAUACUAAAUCCCAAGAAGAUGGAGAAGCAUUUAAGAUAAACGGCAUGACAGAGGAAGAAGCUUCUUCAGCCGCUGCAAUAGCGUUGGAGGAAGCAGAAUUUGCAAGGGCAGAGGCUGAAGAAGCGGCUAGAGAGGCAGAUAGAGCUGAAGAAGAAGCCGAAGCUAUGCAGGAUUAUGCUAAGGCUGUGAAGGAAGUUUGGAAGAAUUUGAUGCGUAGCCAAACUUGGUGCUGAAGCUACAUAAUGUCAAAGCUUGAAUGUAACAUUGUUAUCUAUACUAUCUAAAACUUUUUCCCAUUGCUAUGUUUAUCUGUUUUUGUAAUAACUUUAGAGGUUUCUCGUAACCCAUUUACAAACUGGUUUGAAGAGAAAUAAGCAAAACCUUGGAUUUGAUGAUACC
Brassica napus (rape) is the source of this 2486-nucleotide messenger RNA. RefSeq names its product telomere repeat-binding factor 3-like. Bases 1529 to 2320 code for a protein of 263 amino acids. The record is from RefSeq and is a predicted model, not a curated record. The transcript is spliced from 7 exons. Gene Ontology annotation, molecular function: double-stranded telomeric DNA binding. Lineage: Eukaryota; Viridiplantae; Streptophyta; Magnoliopsida; Brassicales; Brassicaceae.